Molecule: messenger RNA, 1933 nt
Organism: Megalops cyprinoides (Indo-Pacific tarpon)
Lineage: Eukaryota; Metazoa; Chordata; Actinopteri; Elopiformes; Megalopidae
Gene: plpp6
Product: phospholipid phosphatase 6
Exons: 2
Coding region: 173-1033 (286 amino acids)
Molecular function (GO): sphingosine-1-phosphate phosphatase activity
Source: RefSeq, a predicted model, not a curated record
CUGAACGGUAAAGAUGGCGAUUAUGAAUUGUUAGGAGAGACGAUGCGUAAAGGAACUGUCACACGUGAAGCGAUGAAUUAAGGAGAGGAAUACGUCUAAUUAACAUUACCGAAUAUUCCUUGACUCGGUGACACUGGAAAACAGUCACUGACACAACAAAACAGGAGAUAAAAUGCCGUCCCCGAAAGCAAAAAACAACGGCGGUCGCAGUGGCAGCGUUCCUGGUAUGAGUAACAAUGGGCGUUAUGAGUUUAUGUCCCUGAACCGGAGUCCGCCGCCCCACCUGCUGCAACGACAGGGCUCAGACCCUACAUCUGCCCGACUUCGUGCUUCAGAGAGCCCGACUCGCCGCCGUGGCUCCGGCUCUUCCAAUGCAUCUUCGUCUUCUGCCACCGGCACUCAGCAACUGCCAGAGGAAGACUGCAUGCGGCUUAAUCCGUCGUUUGUCGGCAUCGCGCUGAGUUCCCUGCUCGCUAUUGACUUGUGGCUGUCUAAACGGCUGGGGGUGUGCGCCUGUGAAGACUCAUCAUGGGGCAGCAUACGGCCCCUGAUGAAGCUUAUCGAGAUAUCUGGUCAUGGGAUACCGUGGUUGGCCGGCGUCUUGUACUGCUUGUACAAAAGCGAUAGCGCUGCGGGGCAAGAGGUCAUGCUCAAUCUCCUGAUGGCCCUCAUCCUGGACCUGGUGCUGGUUGCCGUGGUGAAGGCUGUGGUGCGCCGCCGGCGUCCCUCCCACAAUCGCAUGGACAUGUUCGCCACAUUCUCCGUGGACCGCUACUCCUUCCCCUCGGGCCACGCCACCCGGGCCGCCCUGUGCGCCCGCUUCCUGCUGGCCCACCUGGUGCUGGCCGCCCCGCUGCGCGUGCUGGUGCUGCUGUGGGCCGCCCUGGUGGGCCUCUCUCGCGUGCUGCUGGGCCGGCACAACGUCACUGACGUGGCGUUUGGCUUUGGCAUGGGCUACUGCCAGUACAACCUGGUGGAGAUGCUGUGGGUGUCGCCAGUUGGGCUGCAGCUGAUGAUGGGGCAGCUGGGCUAAGAGGUCGAGAGCCCCAUGGGAAGGAAAGGGUUGUAGGGGGUGCCAGUCCCCUGCCUGCAACAAGCCAGUACCAUCACUGUGCAUAUUCACCAUUACCUGUAAAAUGGAAAAAAAAACCCCACAUCCGAUGAAAAUGAACAUUGCAUCAUCAUAUGCGGCAAAAAUAUAUAUGCUAUACAUUUAACUGCACUUUGAAUUGGUGUUUAACAUAUUUUUGUGGGUCUGUUUGUGCAUGGGUGGGGUGAUUUUCAGUGUAACUCCGAAGCCUUGGGGUGUACAUUCCCUUGAGUAUGUGCGCUGAGGGAAUACUGGUAGAUUUUUUUUUCCUUCUUUUGCAGGGUGGUAAAGUAAGCUGUUGCAUAAAUGCAGUAUGUUUUUUACUGUAGCAUUCAUAUUUUCAAUAGAAAUGUAUUUUGGAAAUGCAGUGUGCAGGGUUUCUUGCCAUGUGUACCGUGAGGUGAUUAGGGGUCCUGCUGAAAAGUGUGCAACUUUAUAGAUUUUUCUUUCUUUUUUCAAACAAUCAUUGUUAUAUUGUGGCUUUUGUUAGUGGCUAUUUUAUAUGGUGUAACUAAUCUGAAGAUUUAAUUUUAUUUUCCAACUGAUGGAACUGAAUGUUUUUUUUUACCAUUGCACCUGCACUGUGAAGUAUUGUACUUAUUUCAUGACUGUUAUAUGAUUUUAAAAGUCUCACCAUGCUGGAAAAAGUAGAAGAAAAAAAUCACUCAUGAAAAAUUUCAAAUAUUAAUUUUUAGGUUUUGAUUUAAACCUCAGCACUCAAGUGUCCUCCAAAUCAUGCAUUGCAAUACUGUAUGAUUUGGUAGCAAAAACAUCCCAUCUCCAAUCUCUUAUUUAGAAUAUUUAAUAUUUCACAGAAUUUUUAUGUAACCCAUUUUUGUCAAA